Messenger RNA from Acaulospora colombiana, 482 nucleotides. The record is from the annotation of a GenBank genome assembly. Lineage: Eukaryota; Fungi; Glomeromycota; Glomeromycetes; Diversisporales; Acaulosporaceae.
GCCCAGCUUGUCCAUAUGAUCAAGGAUAAUCUCAAGGUCCUGACCUUGGCCAUCGGAGACGGAGCUAACGAUGUCAGCAUGAUUCAAGCCGCUGAUGUCGGUGUCGGUAUUUCGGGAGAAGAAGGGUUGCAAGCGGUGAACUCUUCGGACUAUGCCAUUGCUCAGGAUCGGCAACUUUUUCUACAAGAACUUGGUCAUAGUCGCGGUUCUUUUCUGGUUCCAAAUUUACUGCGCCUGGAGCACAACAUAGUACGUGUCCCCCUUUCUGCUCCCGUUGAUCCUGGGACCGUAGAUGAUGACGUCCUCAUGGCUAUUCCUGAGCUGUACCGUUAUGGUCGUGAAGGAACACACUUUGGUCUGAGGAAGUUUACCUGGUACAUGGUCGAUGCUGUUUUACAGGCCGCCAUCGUAUUUUUCCUUACCACAUACUCAUAUUCUCUGACAUCGUCACGAAGUGAUGGAUAUCAGAUCGCAAUGUAUGA